Molecule: messenger RNA, 462 nt
Organism: Botrytis deweyae
Lineage: Eukaryota; Fungi; Ascomycota; Leotiomycetes; Helotiales; Sclerotiniaceae
Exons: 4
Coding region: 1-462 (153 amino acids)
Biological process (GO): mitochondrial electron transport, ubiquinol to cytochrome c
Source: RefSeq, a predicted model, not a curated record
AUGGGUUUCUUCGACAGCUGGAGCGAUCUUGUAUCGGCUGCUACACCAUGGAGUCAGGCAGAGGCUGAGGCCGUUUCUGGAGGUUCGAGUACGGAGAAGACUCCUGCGCAAAAGGAUGACGGUGGAGAGGGUGAGGCAAAGGAUCCAUCCGGAGCCACUCCAGACAAGAGAGCAGCCAAGGACGCUGAAGAGGAAGAGUCAAAGGAUGAGGAGCCUGAAGAGGAAGAGGAAGAGGAAGAAGAGGAAGAAGAAGAGAUGGUUGAUCCAAAAGAUAAGAUUGAAGAGGAAUGUAAGGAAUCAGCAGCUUGUGCUCCUUCUAAGCACCACUACGACGAGUGUGUUGAGCGAGUUACAAGUGGCAAGGAACAAACCCCAGGCGAGGACUGUGUUGAAGAGUUCUUCCAUCUCGCACACUGCGCCACUGCCUGCGCUGCCCCUAAGCUCUGGAACACUCUCAAGUAA